AUGGCGGAGGUUGCAACUAUGGUCGAACAAAUACCCAGCAUCAUAUUGCAACCCGCCGAAUCGGAGACACGGCUACCACCACCAUCACCUCCUCAACCUCCGAAACGAACGCCCCUUCCAGUCCUUCAACUAUCCAUUCUUUUACUUAUACAAUUAGCAGAGCCAGUUACUUGCACCGUUAUAUAUCCAUUCGUGAAUCAUCUUGUUCGCCAAACUGGUAUUACGAAGGGAGAUGAAACCAAAACUGGAUAUUUUGCUGGUCUAAUUGAGUCUCUAUUCUAUGCCACUGAGGCAAUCACGGUUUUGCAGUGGGGUCGUGUAUCAGACCGCAUGGGCAGAAAACCUAUCCUCUUGGUCGGCCUAUUUGGGUUGACGCUUUCCAUCUUAUCAUUCGGCGUAUCCAAAAGCUACUGGACCCUUGUCCUGAGUCGCUGUGCCGAGGGGGCAUUGAAUGGAAAUGUCGGUGUGGCGAAGAGUAUGAUGGCUGAAAUCACCGAUCCUUCAAAUAUGGCACAGGGCUUUGCAUUUUUGCCUAUGGUCUGGGCAGUCGGUGGAACACUCGGCCCAAUCAUAGGCGGAAUGUUGUCUGUACCUGCCGAAAGAUGGCCGAAUUCGUUUGGUCGCUCCCCAUUUUUCGUGAAAUACCCAUAUUUUCUGUCCUGCCUAAUCCCUGCCUGUUUGUCCGUCUCGACUUUCGUUCUAACAUUAGUUUGCCUUAAAGAGACUGUGUCAAACAUCGCUAGACGUAAAAAACGGACGAUCGACCAUGAAUCUCCCGACGCUCUUGAAGUCCCUGACAUUCCAUCACGAACAACAUCCCGACGAUCCUCGUUCACUCUGACCACCAAACCAGAUCCCUUUGGGCCAGCUGAGCUAGAUGAGAAAAUCGAGUAUUCUGCUAGUGAAGAAGCCCCUUCCAAUGUUGUUAUAGCCAAUAAAAAACCAAGUGCACCCCCUCUUCGCUCGCUUCUUGUUCGACGCGUGCUCACGCCUAUUCUCAAUUAUGCAUUCAUCGCAUUCGUUGAUCAAUGUAUGACGGUAUUGCAACCUUUGAUGUACUCGACGCCUAUCGCCCUCGGCGGAUUGUCUUUCAGUCCUUUCACGAUUGGUAUUGUUAUGGGCGUGUGGGGUGUCAUCAACGGCUGUAUACAAAUAUUUGCCUUCCCUGCUUUACUCAAAUACCUUGGUCCACGGAAAUUGUAUACAGCAGCACUCGCGAGCUACUUUAUCUCCAUCGGGGCCUACCCAUUAAUGAGCUUUCUUGCGAAACAAGCUGGAGGGGUGGAUGGAAAGGUCUGGGCUGUCUUGGUAUUUCAGCUUGCUUCUAUCAUUGUCGGAUUUAUGGGAUUUGGUUGUAUUUUCAUAUACGUCACCGACGGCGCACCGAGUAGGGAGGCCCUUGGUGCGACGAAUGGUAUAGCCCAGACGACGGCGUCGACGAUGCGUGCACUUGCACCAUCGGCUGCUUCGUCACUGUUUUCGCUCUCCCUGCAAAGGAAUCUUGCGGGUGGUACGGCGGUUUAUUGGAUCCUGAUGUCCAUCAUCAUCGUCGAUGGACCUUCGGAAGAGAGUCAACGAUCCACUGGUGCUAACAGCUCCUAGGUGUUGGAUGUUAUCAACACUGUCUUUUCGCAUUAGAUUAAAGCUUAUAUAAUCACACAAUAUACCCGUGUUUCUUGAAUUGAAAUUAACU
Messenger RNA from Serpula lacrymans var. lacrymans S7.9, 1693 nucleotides. RefSeq lists its product as uncharacterized. Lineage: Eukaryota; Fungi; Basidiomycota; Agaricomycetes; Boletales; Serpulaceae. The record is from RefSeq and is a predicted model, not a curated record. The coding region runs from base 1 to 1602 and encodes 533 amino acids. Gene Ontology annotation, molecular function: transmembrane transporter activity. The transcript has 7 exons. Gene Ontology annotation, biological process: transmembrane transport.